Molecule: messenger RNA, 895 nt
Organism: Halichondria panicea
Lineage: Eukaryota; Metazoa; Porifera; Demospongiae; Suberitida; Halichondriidae
Product: glutathione peroxidase-like
Biological process (GO): response to oxidative stress
Molecular function (GO): glutathione peroxidase activity
Source: RefSeq, a predicted model, not a curated record
AUCAGCUAACUGAAAAGAUCCGUACACUGGGUGGUCUCUCUAUUAAGGACCGUUCCUAUCGCUUCCGAACGUACAAAACAUGUUUUAUCGUGGUGUGCCUAUCAGCGGACAGCAGUGAGACACAGCUGACAUGGUUACAGACUCUGAGUGGGAUGGGCCUCGAAGUACUGCCAGCUGCCAAUGAACUGGACGAUAUGGUGAAGAACGCGACGUCCAUCUUUGAGUUUGAAGCCAAGACCAUCGACGGAGAUCAGAUCUCAUUAGACAAAUACAGAGGUCACGUGACAUUGAUUGUGAACGUGGCGUCUAAAUGAGGUCUGGCCCAGAAGAACUACACCCAGCUGGUGGAGCUGCAUCGACAGUACGCUGAGUCUCGUGGUCUCAGGAUCCUGGCCUUCCCGUGCAACCAGUUUGCGCACCAGGAGCCGGGGACUGCAGAGGAGAUCAAAGCGUAUGCAGCUGGCUACGGGGUGGAGUUCGACAUCUUUGGGAAAAUCGAUGUCAAUGGGAGUGGGGCACAUCCUCUGUACAAGUUUCUAAAAUCUCGUGUGAAGGGAAGUUUGGGAUCGUUUAUUAAGUGGAACUAUGAGAAAUUUCUCUGUGACGUGAAUGGAGUGCCGGUGAAGCGGUACUUGCCCAGUACGUCUCCUCUGGACCUAGUAUCUGAUAUAAUGGCACUGUCCAGCACUAUAGCUAGCUAGAUCUUCACUCUUUACACAGGUACUAACUUUGUGCUUUAUUAUUUUUGAUCAAUGGACUGCUUUCCAUGAAGAUGUUUCAUUAAACCACAUUUGUGGCUUGAAAUUGUCUGAUGUUUUGUUUUGACAGUUCUUUUGUUUCAUUAUUUGUGAGCACUUUUCAUCCACAACAUUAUUAUUAUUGGUUAAAUUUUUAA